This is a messenger RNA of Rana temporaria (common frog), 2631 nucleotides long. RefSeq names its product E3 ubiquitin-protein ligase RNF14-like. Gene Ontology annotation, molecular function: ubiquitin protein ligase activity; zinc ion binding; ubiquitin conjugating enzyme binding. The record is from RefSeq and is a predicted model, not a curated record. The coding region runs from base 864 to 2423 and encodes 519 amino acids. Gene Ontology annotation, biological process: protein polyubiquitination; positive regulation of proteasomal ubiquitin-dependent protein catabolic process; ubiquitin-dependent protein catabolic process. Gene Ontology annotation, cellular component: ubiquitin ligase complex; cytoplasm. Lineage: Eukaryota; Metazoa; Chordata; Amphibia; Anura; Ranidae. The transcript is spliced from 9 exons.
UGAUGGUGGCCCUGCAUGCCAUUGCUGAGCCUAUUAUCUACUAGGACCCCCAGGUCCUUUUCCAUCCUUCAGCCUUGUAAGUGUCCCCAGAACAAAAAAAUAGGAUGGAAGCUUGCUGGAUAUUGAAUCUGGCAGUCUUCUCCCUUUUAGGCCCUGGGGGGUGUAGAGGUACUGACACUGUCCCUGGAAUCCUGCUGCUUUUGGAAAAGACCGCUGUUCAGUCCUCCUGUUGUCAAGGUCUUCCCAUGCUAGCCGUGGUUUCUCCUAGCAAAGACUGAUGGAUAUUGGUGAUCCCUCUGUCCAGCUUCUCUCCUUACUCGGCUCCAGCCUGAAGUCAGAGCCCCCUCAGACCUGGGGUCCCCUGCAAGGCUCCACGACACAGCCUCAGCACCCCAUCUUCCACCUGACAACAUGCUCCCCUGCUGGCCAGGCUCCAGAAUAUUUAUGGGCCAGAAUCCCCUGAUGAAGUCACGAGGUACGUGACGUAACGCCGUAGGGAAUCGAAAGUCGAGACCGAGGAAAACACUCGCACAAGCCGGAGGCCAUCGGACGUAAGGCGGCAAUUUUAAACGCCACGUCUGCACUUUCACAUAAACGCUGUCUGUCAUUGUAAAGCGCUUUUUGUGCUACCUGCUUUUUACUACAAAAAAUACCCUUGGAUUUCCAAACUUACUACACUAUUGGAGGCAAUUUUCUUUUCUCCCCACCCCAUUGCUUCUCCUAUUGGACCAUCAUUAUUUGGACUAUUUUGGAGGCAUACAGCAGCUGGAACAAACUUGAACUGAGUGACCCCAGGAGAAAGGAGAUCGGAGAUCUGGAGGGACAUCACUAUAUGCGCACAUAUAGCACCUUUAUGAUAAGCAAUGUCCCGUGAGAAUCAGGAAGCCCAGGAGGACGAGCUUCUGGCUCUUAGCAGUAUAUACCCUGAAGAUGAGUUUAGGAGAACUGACACUUCUCCGGGAGGGGAAAUACAAGUGUGUCUGGAACUUCCUCCAAACUUUAGGAUAUCUGUGAAAUGCAACUCUGCAUCAAACACCAUGGAAAGCUUUGAGAACACGGUUUCCUUUCUACCACCAAUUGUCCUGGACUUCGAGUUUCCACCAGGAUACCCCUCCACUACGUGUCCCAUCUUCACACUCAGCUGCAAGUGGCUUUCACCAGAACAGCUUACACUUAUGUGCCAGCGGUUAGACGAUCUCUGGGAGGCGAACAGAGGAAGUGUCAUUUUGUUUGCUUGGAUGCAGUUUCUGAAGGAAGAGACCCUUGAGUACUUGAAUAUAAAAUCACCUUAUGAAGUUCAGUUUAUUAAUAAUGGAACGCACACUUUUAUGGAGGUUGAAGAGGAAGCAAGUCUCUGCAUUGCUGCAGCUGCUCCUGAAGAUGAAGCAAGUCUCUGUAAUGCUGCAGCUGCUCCAGAAAAGUAUGCAAGUCUCUGUAAUGCUGCAGCUGCUCCAGAAAAGGAAGCAGGUCUCUGUAAUGCUGCAGCUGCUCCAGAAAAGGAAUCGGGUCUCUGCAUUGCUGCAGCUGCUCCUGAAGAGGAAGCAAGUCUCUGUAAUGCUGCAGCUGCUCCAGAAAAGGAAGCAAGUCUCUGCAUUGCUGCAGCUGCUCCCGAAGAGGAAGCGGUUGACAGACGUGCUAUUCAAGAUGUCCAAUCGGUGUAUGACCUUAUCAGACACAUAUUGGACUUUGAUGAGAGCCAACAGAAGAAAUGUUUUGACAGCAAACAGUUUUUAUGCAAUAUCUGCUUCUCUGAGAAGCUGGGCUGCGAGUGUACGUAUUUUAAGGACUGCAACCAUGUGUACUGUGAUAUCUGCCUUCGAGACUAUUUUGAAAUCCAAAUCAGAGAUGGACAAGUCCACGCCCUAAAUUGUCCAGAACCCGAGUGCACCUCAGUCGCUACACCUGCCCAGGUAAAGAAGCUGGUUGGAGAAGAAUUGUUCGUCCGCUAUGAUCGUCUCCUCUUGAAGUCUACUUUGGAGAUGAUGACUGAUGUGGUUUAUUGCCCUCGUCUGAGCUGUCAGACUCCUGUAAUGCAAGAGCCAGGCGGCACGAUGGGCAUUUGCACAAGCUGUCAGUAUGCUUUCUGUACCCUUUGUAUGAUGACCUACCAUGGAGUCUCCAAAUGUAAAGCAUCAGAAUCCAUGGAUCCUACGUCUGGAGAACCAGAUGAACCAGGUCCAAAGAGGAACCGCGGGAAGAUAGGCCGCCUGAGAAAAUUGCGAGAAUGGGAGAGCAAGACUUGGAUAACAGAGAACUGCAAGAAAUGUCCUCGCUGUGAUGCCAACAUUCAGAAAGAUUCUGGGUGCAACAAAAUGGCCUGUGGUAAAUGUGGACAGUACUUCUGCUGGAUUUGUAUGAAAUGUUUGUCUGAAACGAAUCCAUACAGCCAUUAUAUCAACUCCGCCUGCACUCAGAUGUCAUGAACACCUGAAUCUCUACAGUCUCCAAACCCAAAGUGGAGCCCCUGAAAGAGGAGCUGCAAGCAGGACGGACCCCUGGACACUAUGGGCAAGGGGGGCCACAGGCUGGCGAACUCCGAGGGAGAAAACAAACUCCCUGAGAUGGAUACUGAAUAAGUUCCAUCACCUGUUUGUAUUAUAAUAUAAUAUAUACAAAUAUAUAAUGUUUAAA